UCUCGCGCGUGCACGCCGCAGGGGCGCCGCAGGCCGCCCCUUCGCUCUGGGACGCGGUCCCCCUGCCUCGGAGACCCCAGCCCCCAGGUUCCCCAGUCCCUCGGCCCCUGGAGGACUCCGCCCGUGCUGCCGCCCAACUCCUCCGCCUUCCCGAGUCGGGUGCGGGCCGGGAGGCUGCGGUGGGGCCCCAAGGCCUUCAGUGGGUCGGCCGCAGCGCCUCUGGAGGCUGAUUCUCGGGUUUCCCCCGUUGCCGCAGCCUGGGCUUCAGUGGCGUUCAGAACAAACCCCAUUGUUCCUCAGAGCGGGGUUUUACCUCCCGGUAGGGAGGUCCCCGCCGUGGCGCAGAAUAGGUCCACCUGGUCUUACGAAGGCACAGAUUCCCUGUCCACAGCUCACAACCAGAUGCACCAGCAGGAGUCAACAUCGAGCACGUCCUCCGGGCAGCACGUCCUACACUCCCACGACCAGUGACCGGGAGUUAAACUUUGCGGUGUGCCCGUGAUGUUGGACCACCAGGACUUAGAAGCCGAAGUCCACCCCUUGAAAAAUGAAGAAAGAAAAUCGCAGGAACAUCUGGGAAACCCAUCGAAAAAUGAGGAUAACUUGAAACGCACACCUCCACAGUCCCGGCUCUCCCGAUGCCGAACGGUGGCGUUUUUUCUUUCAUUGUUUCUCUGCCUUUUUGUGGUGUUUGUUGUCUCAUUCGUCAUCCCGUGUCCAGACCGGCCAGCGUCACAGCGAAUGUGGAGGAUCGACUACAAUGCCGCUGUUAUCUAUGAUUUCCUGGCUGUGGAUGACAUAAACGGGGACAGGAUCCAAGAUGUUCUCUUUCUUUAUAAAAACACCAACAGCAGCAACAAUUUCAACCGAUCCUGUGUGGAUGAAGGCUUUUCCUCUCCCUGCACCUUUGCCGCUGCUGUGUCGGGGGCCAACGGCAGCACGCUCUGGGAGAGACCUGUGGCCCAAGACGUGGCCCUGGUGGAGUGUGCUGUGCCCCAGCCAAGAGGCAGUGAGGCACCCUCUGCCUGCAUCCUUGUGGGCAGACCCGGUUCUUUCAUUGCAGUCGACUUGUUCACAGGGGAAACCCUGUGGAACCAUAGCAGCAGCUUCAGCAGGAAUGCAUCCAUCCUGAGCCCUCUGCUGCAGGUGCCUGAUGUAGACAGCGAUGGGGCCCCAGACCUGCUGAUUUUCACCCAGGAGCAGGAGGAGGUUAGUGGCCACCUCUACUCAGGCAGCACCGGGCACCAGAUUGGCCUCAGAGGCAGCCUUGGUGUGGAUGGAGAAAGUGGCUUCCUCCUUCACGUCACCAGGACGGGUGCCCACUAUAUCCUCUUUCCCUGCGCAAGCUCCCUCUGCGGCUGCUCUGUGAAGGGUCUCUACGAGAAGGUGACCGGGAGGGACGGCCCAUUCAAGAAUGACCCGCACUGGGAGAGCAUGCUCAAUGCCACCACCCGCAGGAUGCUGUCCCACAGCUCGGGAGCAGUGCGCUACCUGAUGCAUGUCCCGGGGAACACCGGCGCAGAUGUGCUCCUUGUGGGCUCAGAGGGCUUCGUGCUGCUGGACGGGCAGGAGCUGACACCCCGCUGGACGCCCAAGGCAGCCCAUGUCCUGAGAAAACCCAUCUUCGGCCACUAUAAACCAGACACCUUGGCUGUAGUCGUUGAAAACGGAACUGGUACCAACAGACAGAUCCUGUUCCUGGACUUUGGCACUGGAACUGUCCUGUGUAGCCUAGCCCUCCCGAGCCUCCCUGGGGGUCCACUGUCCGCCAGCCUGCCGACCGCAGACCACCGCUCAGCCUUCUUCUUCUGGGGCCUCCACGAGCUGGGCAGCACCAGUGAGACGGAGAUGGGGGAGGCCCGGCAUAGCCUGUACAUGUUCCACCCCACCCUGCCCCGUGUGCUGCUGGAGCUGGCCAAUGUCUCUACCCACAUUGUCGCCUUCGAUGCUGUCCUGUUUGAGCCAAGCCGCCACGCUGCCUACAUCCUCCUGACAGGCCCAGCAGACUCAGAGGCACCCGGACUGGUCUCUGUGAUCAAGCACAAGGUGCGGGACCUCGUCCCAAGCAGCAGGGUGGUCCACCUGGGUGAGGGUGAGCCAGACAGUGAUCAGGCCAUCAGGGACCGGUUCUCCCAGCUGCGGUACCGGAGGGAGGCGUAGAGGCACGCCAGCCAGAGCCUGUGGGAGAGACUCCGCCUGCUGACACUAAACGUCCUGGGAAGUGGGCCCCUUCCUGGGUCUCCGCACUGACUCCCCCACUCCUGACCCUGGUGAUGGUUGCCACUGGGCAGCAGCGGCCUUACCAGUCCUCCGUGAUUGCACCCAGGGACGUGCAUGGGUGAGGGGACACCCUGGGCCUCUCUCCCGCCCAGCGUCCUCCCUGAGUCCCCACACAGGGCCCCACUCUGCACCUCACCAGGGUCCCGCUCACACCAGGCAGCCUUCAUAGUGGUCUCCCUGGGCCACCUUGGGCAGAACUGGGUCAUGCAGCACCCCAUCCUUACCCAGUGCCCUCUCCUUGCCAGCUUCUCCCCAGGCCAGCGCGUAGAAGGAGCCAGGGUGUCCCCAGGACAGGCCGUCCCCCACCCCAUCCUGUAGAAGUCCGUUCCCCUUUUCCCUCCUGUGCUCCAUCCCCCAAGGAGUCAUGGAACUCAGGGUACUGGGUCCUGGGACAGCCUCAGGGCCUCAGCAGGAACCUGAGACAGCUCCAGCUUCCCAGCCCUUCCAGGAGCUGCAGGGGGAUCCUCUAGCGUGGGGGGUGUGACUUGGUUCCUUUGUCCAGGCCCUAUGAGGAAGCCCCCAGCAGGAUAGGUGGGGCCUGCUCUGGAGCUGAGCCCACGGCUGCUCACACGUGUCCUUAGUGGAGUUGCAGCCGUGUGCUGGCUGCACGUGCUGUGAAUAUCCCGAGGGCCUGGCUGUGGGAUGCGUGUUUGGGUCAGUCUGUGCCCUCUCAGUAUACACUGGAGCUGCUCGAUCCCUGAAGAGGCCCCGUGCCCCAGGCAUGGCAGGCACCUCACCUCUCCCUUUCCGGUGCUCACACGCCCCGCCGUGUCACCUGAUGCAGGACUCACCUCUGUGCCUUGCUGCUCCUGAGGCCCAAGGGCAGCUGUGGUGCUCUGUGCUGCUGGGGCCACCCAGGCCACAGAGCCUGAGCUUCGUAGCCAAAGCAGCCUGAUGACCCACCUACCAAGGAAGAAAGCAGAAUAAACAUUUUUGCCUGAAAAACCCCCCGGUGGUCAGGCUGAGCCUAG
Messenger RNA from Rhinopithecus roxellana (golden snub-nosed monkey), 3251 nucleotides. It is a transcript of the gene FAM234A, whose product is annotated as family with sequence similarity 234 member A. The record is from RefSeq and is a predicted model, not a curated record. Lineage: Eukaryota; Metazoa; Chordata; Mammalia; Primates; Cercopithecidae. Bases 502 to 2160 code for a protein of 552 amino acids. The transcript is spliced from 13 exons.